This is a messenger RNA of Pseudomassariella vexata, 5009 nucleotides long. RefSeq lists its product as uncharacterized. The transcript has 4 exons. The coding region runs from base 271 to 4797 and encodes 1508 amino acids. NCBI's taxonomy places the organism in Eukaryota, Fungi, Ascomycota, Sordariomycetes, Amphisphaeriales, Pseudomassariaceae. Gene Ontology annotation, molecular function: metal ion binding. The record is from RefSeq and is a predicted model, not a curated record.
CCGGCCUAAUCCCAAUUCGGCCUGCCACUCUUUUGUCCAUCCCCGUCGACUUUUGCUUUUCGACGCCACACCCCUCAACAUUUCUUUCGCACACGCCCUUCCUUCACGUCCACCACCCACAUUCAACUUCGAGAGGCAGUUUGCAGUCGGUUCUUUGAGUACUCUUUGCCUGAUUCACAGGCCAGAAGCAACAGAUUCGACUAUCACUCUGCCAACAAGCCAUUUUGAUCACGUGCUCUCACCCCCUUUUUGCCGUGGCCUUGUAGCACGAUGGCCCAAGGAGGCCACAGUUGGCCUUCUGGGCACUACGAUCCAAAUAUCGUCAAUCAUGCCGAUGAUGUAGCCGCAUACGAUACUUCAAACUUUGACUUUCAGCACUUUGCGCCCACGCAAUCAAACAACGCAUACGGAGGGUAUUUGCCGGGCUUGUCAAUAUCCGCCUUUGGACAGGACAACAGCCAUGGCUAUCCAACCGGCAACUUUGCUGAAAACGAUCACUCCAAUGCUGAGAUGGGACAGGAAAGAAGUGUUGGAUUUAUGCCAAACAGCUUCUCUGGCCAUGAACAUCCGAUUUCUGAGUAUACCACGACUGGACAUAGCCAAGAGUAUCCAAAUGUCCCCGGAAGCAUUGGCGAAUCGUGGCAUAACCAGGCAAGCCACCAUCAGACCAACUUCGGCCAGCCGCAGAUGCCCUAUGAUCACCAGAGUGCCCAGCAACAGUACCAUCAGCAGCAAUUCCAGGCACCAUCUCAUGUCCCCAUCGCCACGCCACCUCCUGGUCAGAGAACCGGGGCUCACUUCGGGGUCGAGAAUGGAAGCAAGCCCAGCUUCCAGCAAGUUCACUUGAACUCUCAGCCUUCUCAGAUUGGAGAGCCACAGUAUGCCUUCCAGGGACAUCAAGGCCAGUUUAUGGCUGCCCAAUUCGCACAAUCACAGCCACAGUCCCCCGUCGGCCUCCAAAAUCAAAACCCAACUCGUGGACAGUCCUUUCGGAUGCCUGGACCGGUGACAACCCCAACUGGGUCUCCCUACCCAGGUCCACAGCCGCCCGCACCUCAAGUCAAGCGGACGAAACCAACAACGUCGGUGGCCACAGCAAGGACGGAUAGUCCAGCAGCAAUGUCAAACGCAUUAUCUUCCGCUCCCCCCCCUGUUGCACCACAUCACGCCAACUCCCAACCUCCGAUUACACAUGCCGGUGCUGUACAGCCAUCGCUAGCUCACUAUGCGUCUCAACCCUCGGGAAACUCUGGUGAUGCCACUGCGACUGCUUGGGGCAGCACAGACAUCAAUGAUGGGAUGAAGCAGGUCAACGGCUGCAAAAAUCUCUUCUUUUCGGAUAUACCGCUGAAUGAUAAUAUACCUGAAGUGCGAAGGACUGCCGAGAAGCCUUGGCUUGCCGGCUGGAAUGCCAGCACGAAGCCUCUGUUACCGAAACUUGGCCGUCCGCUACCUGCCGAGAUUGUUCGAGAUUAUGUUGGUCGCACUCAGCUGUUGCAGGACCCAAAUCUAGGAGCGAAAGACCGGCAAACGACGAUGGAGGAGGUUAAAAAGUUGGAACAGCAGUUCGUGGUUGUGACUGGUAAAGCAGUUCAAGAAUUGGCCAAAGAGGCGAAUUCAAAAAAGCUGUCCACUGUGCGCAAAACCAAGGCAUCCAACAAUUCCGACAGUGACUCUGAUGACCCGACAAAAGAGACUGACAGGAAGGCACGUCAGAUCAAGAUGGCAGAGCGACCUAGCGACCCUGUUCGUGCUGUCGAGCAGGAAAUUGUCAAGAUACUAUGGCAUGAUCCUGACGAGGCUCACAAUUCCAAGAAAACUGCAAUUGCUAUUGAUGCCUUCGGCAACCAAGUAGAUAAACUCUGGCGUGAGGUCAAGAGGGUCAGAGAAGAGGCUAAAGUCGCCAAAGACAAGACGGCAUUGCAGCAAGAGUUUCAGGUGAAGGCAAACUGUAUGCAUGCAGCUAUCCAAACAGCGCUUGACUAUGGUGACGCUUGGACGGUCAGGUACCUGGGUGACAACACCAAGAUGCUUACCCAGCUGAUCAAUGCCCUGAAGUACUCUUACAAAUUGGGUGACUUUGAUGGAGUUUUGCCCAAGUCCAUCCUGCAUCUCAUGUCGCAAUUCACCACUGUGCGCAGCAGCUUACUUAACGACACUUUCAAGCUGAAGAAAACACGCGAGAAGUAUGAAGAUGACAUCGACAAGGAGUGUCGUGACUACUUUGAUCGCAUCUUCUCCAACGCCGAAGAGGCAGACAGAAAGGCUCGCGAUGAGGCAGCCAAAAAAGCUAAAGAAAGUGGUGGUGCUGAUGAACCUAAAGGAGUUUCUAGCAUUUCCAAGAGACCACCCUCUAUUAUGGCUAGGGACUUGCAAUCGGCGUCCAAAAUGAAGAACAAGGCCCAACCAACGGGAUCUUCUUCCUCAGAGAUCCGCCACACUAGCAAUGACGAUUCCAACACGGCAUCACCAUUGAAGAGAGCCAGGGAAAACGAUGUUGACUCGAGAGUCUCGAAGAAACCGAUGGUUGAGAGCUCUGCAAAGAGACCCAGAGAUGAAGAUGGGGAGUCUAGAGCAACGAAGAAAAUGGCACUGGAUAGUUCUAGUACUCAAUCAACUGCAAAGACGACUUCGGCCAUGCCUUCCAGUACAACGGCGACCAUUGCUCAACCUCGUGUGAGACCACCUGGAUCUAUCCUUCCCGGGCGAGCUCGACCCACACCGAAGCCUACCCCGAAAAAACCGGAGGCUCAGCAGUCAUCUAUCUCGUCUACGAUUAGCGGUCUAUUGGCGGAGAUUGCGAAGCCGACACCGGUAGCGAAAGCUCGUGAAGAGCCAGCCAGAGCUCCAGAGACACCCGAGGAAAAAGCAAAGCGACUUCGCAAAGAGGCCCGACGGGGACGCACAGUGACAUGGAAGCCCGACCACGAAUUAACCGAAGUUCGAAUCUUUCAACAUGACUCGGCCGAGGAUGAGGGACGUGCCAGCAACAUGAUUCGCGACGCCAGAGAUAACCGCUCUGAAGGUCAAAUGCUGAAGCGGGGCAUUCAAAACGAAGAGGAGGAGGACGGUGACGCUGAUGGGCAGGGAGACGCGACAAAGGAAGUAUCAAUUCAUCCUUGGGUGGAACCUUCCGCUAUUGACAUGAGUGUCAUCGAUCGUCAACAACGCGACAAAAGCUUUGUGACGCGUGGGGGUGCUCGUACGUUUCAUACAGACCAGCAAACGUUCAUGGGGGAGUACGAGAGGACUGAACUCAUGGCCGUUUACACGUCGGGCUCGGAUAUCCCAGAAACCCCCAAGUCACCAACCCGCAAGACUACCGAUUCCAAAUCCGCGUCUCCCAAGAUUGGCUACCUCCCAUCCGACCAACCAAAAUUGCAAGAGUUCCAUCGCCGCGCACUUGAAAGCAGGCAAUUCGGACGCGACGCUUCCCUCCAGCUUGUAACCCAACGCCUUCGUACCCCAGACACAACCGCUCCUUCCGAAUUGGACAAGGUGUUGGGUUUGCUGAGGAAUGCUUCAGGCGUGAAUCAAGCACAACCCUCUGCUAGCUCUUACUCACUCUCCGCCAAUAUGUCGCAUUCGAAUUCGCCUUCUGCUUCCUAUCCGUCGCAAUCGCCGCAGUCUUGCGAGGCACGCGAUGCUGAAGUCUACCGACUGUUGACUUUGGAUGUCGUCAAGAACUGGAAGGAUCCCAACCCUUACGAUCCAGCCCAUCCCAAGACGACUCGUCGAUCCGAUUAUGCCGAUCCCAAGGUUCAAGCCGACGCUGAUGCUUUUGAGAAUAUCUGCGAAGCCUUCAAAGGCAAGCACUUCCCGGCUAACGAGCCUCCUGAGUACAUGAGGGAAAACCCCACCCAGGUCAAAGAAUGGCAAGAUGGCUACGACAAGGACAUGGCUGCCAAUGCGUCUAAGGAAGCUACGCAGCGUGCCCAGAAGCUUCAUGAGCAGAAUCCCAACCGAAGUGCCACCAUAGGCCAGCUGCCUGUCGCGUUGAGCACAACCCAAUCACUUCAGGACCCCAAUGCUGCUGCUACUGCUGCCGCCGCUGCGUGGUAUGCUCAGUUUGCUCAAGCCCAGUCUCAGGCUCAAGCUCCUGCUCCUUCUUCAGCUUCGAUUUCCGCCCCAGCGCAAGCUCAGCAGUCCGACUACAGCCAAUAUGCAUUGAUCCUCCAGCAGGUUCAAGCACUGCAGGCCGCCCAAGCUAAUCAGGGCACCCAAGCCUAUCAAGGUUACCAGGGCUACCCCGGGUACCAGGGUUACCUGGCUCAACCUUCCCAAACAACACAGGCGCCUGCUGCUCCCCAGGACAGCAAUCCUCAACUGCAAGCAGUUCUGGCAGCCCUCAGCGGCCAGUCCACACAGCAGCAGGCACCGGCCAUUCAACCCUCUCUGCAGGACAAUGAUCCGACCAAUGCUUACUGGCGCUCCUGGCAGCAAUCCACGCAGAACUACGGGCAAUCUCAGUUCCAGCCUCCAUCUUCCCAAAGCCAGCAGCAUCGUGAUCGAGAUCGUGAGCGUGGCAAUCGUAGCUCCACCUUUGGCAGCGGUGCUGACGCUUCGCUGGACUACGGACCUUCGGAGUACGAAUCCCGAGACAAGGGCUCCCGAGGUCGCAAGGACAAGGAGAAGUCCAACUUCCACGGCCGGGGUGGGAAGGAGCACAACAAGGGCAUCAAUCGUGCUCUGAUUGGCACCAAAGCUUGUUCCUUUUGGGCAGAGGGCAAAUGCGCUAAGGGCGAUCAAUGCACCUUCCGACAUGACCCGGACGAUCUUAAGAAAGCUAAGCGCUGAAGACGGCUGGACAUACCCACACUAAAAGGUGUACAAUUUGCCAUCCUCUCUGCUAUCAACACUUGACAUGCUACAAGCCAGCAAAGCUCCCAACAUUUAUGCACGACCGACCUCGACCACUCGCGCAAACUAUAAUACGACUUUUCUUUGUUUCGUCUGCUAGACAGCAGAUCUUCCAUUUCUCGCCAAGAGCCAUUUUCACUUGGACGAGG